UAUUUUUUUUCUUUUGUUGGUGGGGUUGAGAAUUAAGAUAACCUUGCCAAAUAAAAUUUAAUUACAUAAACCAAAUGCUCCUUUCAAAGAUGCCUCUCUCCCUUUCUAGUCCUUAUAUUAUGACCCAUUUGAGUUCUUAAGAUAAGGACAAUAAACUUUAUCUUGUUCACUUUACAAAUCUGUGUACUUUUAAUUAACUAAUUCAUUUACAUAUACACACAGAUAUAUAUAUAUAUAUACAUAUAUAUUAUACUUAUAUAAAUAAACACACGAAUAGGUCACUAGUGUGGAACAAAUCCAGUUAUUGAAGCUGCAAAAGGAAAAGAAACACUUGCAUUUGGCAGAGAAUGGGAAAUAAAGGAAUAAGAGUACUACUAUUCAUCUUCUUCUCUCACCUUUGUGUAGCAGUGUUUGCUUUGUCUUCCUCAUCUCUUCACCAAGACAAGUCUUCAGAUUUUAUGCAGAACGAGAACUCAAGAGGGAGAAGUACAUACGAACAAAACAGCAAGGGUAUUGACGAAAAUGAUACUAGUGAAAAUGCUAUAGAGCAGAGCAAGAAGUAUGGACACACAGGUAAUGGUGGCAGCAGCGGUGCCAGACCAACUAACCCAGGUGAAAAUGGUGGCGGUGGAACAUCCGCGCAGGGAGGAGGAAAUUACAUCCCCGUUUAUGCAGCUGGGGCCGCAAACAACCGCCACCCUUAUCACCGUGGAGGAGCCAGCAGCAACCAAAUAGGAGUUCACACCCUAGUUGUUCCGACGAUGGCUUCUCUCCUACAGUUAUAUGCGGUGUUCAGAUGUGGAUAGAAGCCAUGUCCAUGAUAUUGGAGGUCUGAGCGUUCCUUUUCUAGUAUAUAAAACAGUCGUUUGGUUGUUUUUCUAGCUUUGUAGUUAGCUUUCCUGUUAUACAAAUAGUCUUCUGUGAUCAGCAGAAACAGCCUGAAAUUACUUGUUAUUUUCACCCCAGGCAAUCUGUAUUACUGCCUUCUACAUAAUGAGAAUGAUCCUUUUCAAACGUAAGUUGUACAUUUAUGUAAUAACUAAUACAGAAGAUAAAUGCUUAAAUUGGCUUUCUUAGUGUACUA
Molecule: messenger RNA, 1084 nt
Organism: Humulus lupulus (European hop)
Lineage: Eukaryota; Viridiplantae; Streptophyta; Magnoliopsida; Rosales; Cannabaceae
Exons: 2
Coding region: 348-806 (152 amino acids)
Source: RefSeq, a predicted model, not a curated record